GCGUGAAAUUUUCCCAGUGGGGAAGUCUUUUUUCCGAUUAUUCUGACAACACGUGAAUGCACUCACCGACACGGCUGUACUGACGAGCAGCUUUCUGACAAACGGGCUGGCUAACUCACUUUCCGUGCUUCAAACAUGGACCAAGACAACAAUUCAGAGAAUGAGUCGGUCGGCCCAUCAGAGGACCCUUCAGAGGAGGAACAUCCUUGUAUACCUCCAGGGCUCUCGGAUGGAGAAACGAUGGAGCUGCUCUGGCAGCUGCGAGCGCAGCGUCGUCAGGCGUCCCCUGAGCUCCCUGAGACAGUGACCCGUCUCACCGCCGCUGAUGGCAGCCUCCUCUACCUGGUGGGCACGGCACACUUCAGCGACAGCAGCAAAAAGGACGUGGCCAUGACGAUCCAAGCCGUGCAGCCAGACGUGGUGGUGGUGGAGCUGUGCCAGUACAGGGUGUCUAUGCUAAAGAUGGACGAGAAUACACUGCUGAGGGAAGCCAAAGACAUCAACCUGGAGAAGGUCCAGCAGGCCAUCAAACAGAAUGGGCUGAUGUCUGGCCUGAUGCAGAUUCUCCUGCUCAAAGUUUCGGCUCACAUCACAGAGCAGCUGGGCAUGGCUCCAGGAGGAGAGUUCAGGGAGGCCUUCAAAGAGGCGGGACAGGUGCCGUUCUGUAAAUUCCACCUCGGGGACAGGCCCAUCCCUGUGACGUUCAAAAGGGCCAUCGCUGCUCUCAGCCUGUGGCAGAAGGCCCGUCUGGCAUGGGGUCUCUGCUUUCUAUCAGACCCAAUCAGUAAAGAGGACGUGGAGAAGUGCAAACAGAAAGACCUGCUGGAGCAGACCAUGUCAGAGAUGAUCGGAGAGUUUCCCGCUCUCCAUCAGACCAUCGUGGCUGAACGAGAUAUCUACCUCACACACACGCUCCGCCAGGCUACACGCUGUGUGGAGGCCCCUCCUCAUGCCCAGAAAGUGCCUGCUGUGGUAGUAGGAGUUGUAGGGAUGGGUCACGUUCCCGGGAUAGAAAGAAACUGGGAGAAGCAGCUCAACAUCAGUGAAAUCAUGAGUGUUGCGCCCCCGUCACGUUUCGGCUGGGUGCUGCGCACGGUCUUUAAGGGUGUCAUGAUGGGAAUGAUGGGAUACGCCUGCUAUCGAGCCGGAGGGAGUCUUGGUCGAGUCCUGCUGUCUUCACCUACUGUCAAGUCCUUACUUAAGACUCUGCGGCCCCCUCCUGCUUGACCCCUGAAGCCAUCAGUGACAUGACCUUUGACCUAUUCAAACAAUGCAUCUUUCACCAAUUGCCUUAAAAACAGGAAGUGAGGCUGGAGGGAAGGUUUCACCAGCCCACAUGAUGAACUUACAAGGACCUCAGGGGGACAGAAGCCUCCCACCUCGUCUUCAUGUCCCUGUAGACGCUGCAGGGCUGUACUGCCAAAGAAACCACGACAGUACUCUUUGAUUCUUUCAUAUUUAAAUCCUGCAAUUUGUAAAGUUUACAAAUGCCAAUGAUUCCCUUUGAAUAGAUUUACAUUUGCCCCACCA
This is a messenger RNA of Notolabrus celidotus (New Zealand spotty), 1530 nucleotides long. RefSeq names its product TraB domain containing (gene trabd). The transcript has 10 exons. The record is from RefSeq and is a predicted model, not a curated record. Bases 136 to 1227 code for a protein of 363 amino acids. Lineage: Eukaryota; Metazoa; Chordata; Actinopteri; Labriformes; Labridae.